Eremomyces bilateralis CBS 781.70 is the source of this 486-nucleotide messenger RNA. RefSeq names its product UBC-like protein. The coding region runs from base 1 to 486 and encodes 161 amino acids. The transcript is spliced from 3 exons. NCBI's taxonomy places the organism in Eukaryota, Fungi, Ascomycota, Dothideomycetes, Eremomycetales, Eremomycetaceae. The record is from RefSeq and is a predicted model, not a curated record.
AUGGCUUCAGGUCGCUCUGCCACUCCCACCAAGAGGCUGCUCAACGAGCUACAGUCCUACCAAAAUGACCCGAAUGAAUCCCUGGUUCAACUCGGGCCCGUAAGUGAUGACAAGUUGACGCACUGGACGGCCGUGAUGCGAGGUGUAGAGGGCACCGCUUAUGAAUACGGCCUCUGGCAGCUCGACAUCCAAGUACCCUCUGGAUACCCGCAUUCUCCUCCGGAAGUCAAGUUCAUCACGCCCAUAUGCCAUCCGAAUGUCGACUUCAAAACGGGCGAGAUAUGCCUGGAUUUACUCAAAACCGCCUGGACGCCCGCCUACACGAUUACUACCACUCUCACAUCCAUCCACCAACUGCUCACCUCCGCCGAACCAGACUCGCCCCUCAACCUUGAUAUCGCCCAACUGUUCCGAGAAGGGGACUUUGUCGGAGCCGAGAGCUUGAUAAGAUAUUAUAGCGAUCUAUACCGAUAUAAUGGACCGUAA